Messenger RNA from Tarenaya hassleriana, 1032 nucleotides. RefSeq names its product putative F-box/FBD/LRR-repeat protein At4g26350. The coding region runs from base 440 to 943 and encodes 167 amino acids. Gene Ontology annotation, molecular function: protein binding. The transcript has a single exon. The record is from RefSeq and is a predicted model, not a curated record. NCBI's taxonomy places the organism in Eukaryota, Viridiplantae, Streptophyta, Magnoliopsida, Brassicales, Cleomaceae.
AUUCUAAACUUAACCUAUAAAUAAAAAAUUUAAGUCCCAAGAGAUGCAGAUUAUUGGUAAGUUUAGAUUUCGAUUAGAAUCUAGAGUUUAUAGACAAAGAUUACAGGGUUUGAAAAAUGGAUUGAUGGGAUAUAAAAUUGCCACUCUUUAAUGGAAGGUGAAUAAAAAACCCUUUUUCUCCUUCUCCUCUCGCUGUAAAGGGUACAAACCCUACUCUUUCGUCCAGUUCACAACACAAGGCGAGGGUGUCUCCAGGGACGAGGGACGACACUGCGAACGGGUGCAAGUUUCUGUCUCUCCCAUGGCUUCUUCAUCGUUCAUAUGGUUAGUUUUAGGGUUUCUUACAUGCUAGCUCCGACAAAGGUCUCGCCUUUGAAGUUGGGUUUUUUCUGGUCUUGACAGCUAAAUCGGCUUGAGAAACAGGACGGGUUGCUGUAAUAUGGAUAGGAUCAGUUUGUUGCCUGAUGUAUUGCUGAUUCGGAUUCUUUCGUUCGUUCCAACAAAAGAUGUCUUUGGCACUAUGGUUCUGUCUAGACGAUGGCAGUCUCUUUGGACGAUGGUGCCGAGACUUGAGUAUGCUUCUUCCGGCCAUGAGACUGAACGCGGAGCAUUCACAGAGUUUGUUUACAGGAGUUUGCUAUCGAAUAAGGCUCCAAUUCUAGAAAGUCCGUGUCUUCACGUAGAUUCGAGCUCUGCUCGUGGAGUAGAUUUGAGAAUAUGGGUUGGGAUUGCAGUUGAACGCCGUGUGCGUGAGCUCGAAAUUUGUCUUCACGGUUAUGAUUAUGAUUAUGAUGAUGAAGAGAAAGGGAUUCGCAUGCCGGAUAGCCUGUACUUGUGGAACUCUCGAGACUUUGAUACUUCGAGAUGGUGUUCUUGUGGAUGUUCCUUUUCAAUCAUGUUUCCGAUCCCUCAAAACUAUGCAUCUCAUAGAAGUGUGCUAUAAAGGGGAGUGUUUUCACAGGCUUUUAUCAAGUUGCCCGCUUCUUGAAGAUUUAACUGUGGUAUGGUAUUCCCGUAGGGAGGAAAGUUACA